ACCGGGAGGAGGAGGAACCCAGCCCCCCUGCAAAAGGGCUUUUCCUUUUCUCCUCUCCAGCAAGAAGCAUUUGCAUUGCAGGGACUCGCAGUUACUAGCUUCUUAGGGGAACGGCCAUAGCUCAGCAGUAAAAUGUUUGCUUUGCAUGCAAAAGGUCCAAGGUUCACUGCCAGGCAGGCGGGAGCCCCGUCUGAAAUCCCGGGAUUCGCUGCUAGUCGAGUGAAACCUACUUCCACCUGUGCAGGAUUUUGGCAAGAGGACUGAUGAUUAUACAAAGAGUUGUGUUGAGCUCACGCCCUGGUGUCAAUGGAGAGCCAGUUGCAGGAAACUUUCGUACAGAGGAAGCUACCCUACCGGAUAAAAUUGCUGAGGGUCAAGUCAAAGUUUGUACGCUUUAUCUGUCUGUUGACCCUUAUAUGCGAUGUCGUAUGAAUGAAAACUCUGGUUCUGAGUACCUCCAGUCCUGGAAGUUGUCUGAAGUCACUGAUGGUGGGGGAAUUGGUUCGGUGGAGGAAAGCAAAGAUGCCCGUUUCGCUGCAGGAGACUUUGUAACUUCCUUCAACUGGCCCUGGCAGACGAAGGCCAUUCUGGAUGGGAAGCAGCUUGAGAAGAUUGAUCCGCAGCUUGUAGACGGUCAUCUUUCCCAUUUUCUGGGUGCAGCUGGCUUGACUGGGCUGACAUCUUUGCUAGGAAUAAGGGAGAAAGGACAUGUGUCUCCAGGUGCCAAUCAAACUAUGGUGGUCAGUGGGGCUGCUGGUGCCUGUGGUUCAUUGGCUGGGCAGAUAGGUUCCCUGGAGGGCUGUUCCAGAGUGGUUGGUAUCUGUGGCACCGAUGAAAAAUGCUCCAUUCUGGUGUCAGAAAUGGGGUUUGAUGCGGCUAUCAACUAUAAGAAAGAGGAUGUGGCACAACGGCUGCACGAGCUCUGCCCGGCGGGAGUGGAUGUGUACUUUGACAAUGUUGGUGGAGACAUCAGUGAUACAGUGAUCAGUCAAAUGAAUCUAAAUAGCCAUAUCAUUUUAUGUGGCCAGAUCUCCCAGUACAACAAGGAUGUACCUUACCCCCCUCCUCUGCCUCCUGCAAUAGAAGAAAUAAGGAAAGUGCGAAAUAUCACAAGGGAAAGAUUUCUCGUUCUGAACUAUGUGGAGAAAUUUGCAGCUAGUACUAUGCAGCUCUGCCAAUGGAUCAAAGAGGGAAAACUGAAGGCUAAAGAGACUGUAGUAAAAGGCUUAGAAAACAUUGGAGCUGCUUUCCAGUCUAUGAUGAGCGGGGGCAACAUUGGGAAACAAAUAGUGCUUGUUUCUGAGUAAAUAAGUCAUCGUACUGUUUCCUGAGUGUCAACUAUGAAGAAAAAGCAUCUUUUAUUUGCAAAAGUUUGGCAUGAUAAUCUCCUUGGAUAGGUUCUCCCAUUGCAUAACCAGAAACAGAUUUCUAGUUUCGUAUUCUCAUUUAAUAGCUGACAUUCUUAUCUCACUGUUGUGACACUAACAGAAGGCAAGUCCAAGUUUUGAUUCCAGGUCCCCUUAUCUGAUGUUCCAUGUGUAUUUCUGUACACAUUGCCUUAAGACAGGAAUUUUGUAAAAGUAAGAAUAUUAUCUGUGCUGCCCUUGAAUCUCAAGUGUCUGAAUACUACUAUUUAGCAAUAAUUGUGCCACACUGUUAUAGUAUACCUCGGUUGCUACUAGAUAUGAGAGGACAAAGAUAAAUGCUUCUGAUACUACAGCUGUUAAAGCUGAUUUUUUUAAAAAAAGUUCUAACUGGGCUUCUUGAUUAAUGUGAUCAACUGUCCUUCUAGGUACAGUAACCUGAUUCCUUCAGUUCUUCAUAAUCCUGCCCAAACCAGAGUAUACAUAUUUAUAUUUAUUGUAUGCAACAAAAGAAAUCAAAUUUUGUAAGAACAGGCCACACCACAAAUUUUAUUAUCACAUUGUAUGUAUUUGGGUUAAAGAUAGGGGAAAGUGUGUGGCUAGGAGCAUAAGAGUUGUGUAGUGUUAUAGCUAAUGCAAUGAAUUUGGGUGGUGCCUGGUUUGAGUCUUGAAGCUGUCAUGAUCUUGCUAGGUAAGCUCAGCUUCACCUGUCCCCAUCUACAAUGUGAAGGAUAAUAAUACUGACUUACCUUACAGGUUUGUUGUAAGACUUAUGAGAUUUUAUAUAUGAAAUGCUUUGAACACACAAGAGCUACAUAAAUGUUAAUUACCAGCACUGCAAUUAAGGUAUGUGUUCAUCUACUUGCUCAGUGAUGAAACUCCUCAGCAGCUGAUUAGUGGGAUAGGAGAGCUGGGGGGGGGGGGAAUUCACAUCUGGCAAUCAAUGCCCCCCUUUGGUUUCAGAUAGUACAUGGGUAGACGAGUCUAAGAAGUCCGGGACACAAUUUUCAUAACUCUCUCGCAUCUAUGGUGGCUCAUUUACCAGAAGGAAUGUAUUUAGCAUUAAGUCUUGGAAGUGUAUACCUGAUUCCGCCAGAUGUGAAAUCUGUUGACAUUAUUUUCAGCUCUCCUAUCCCACUAGAUCUCUUACAGCACUAUUGGAGUACACUACUACGUAACCCUAAACUCAUGCAUCUGAAUCAAUUACACCAUUUCUAAACUGGAAUUGGUAGCUGGUGCAUCAUGACUCUGUGCCUAAUCAUACCGAAGGAAGCCCAUGUUUCUCCUGUGAGAUAGAUCUCUCUUAUAUUCAAAAGAAAACUGGCAAACAGAAGCCAUUACUUACAACUCCAAGAAUGGGUUUAAUAUGCCUUAGGAUGCGGGUAGCACUGUGGUGUAAACCACUGAGCCUAGGGCUUGCUGAUCAGAAGAUCGGCGGUUUGAAUCCCCGCAACAGGGUGAACUCCCGUUGUUCAGUCCCAGCUCCUGCCAACCUAGCAGUUCAAAAGCAUGUCAAAGUGCAAGUAGAAAAAUAGGUACCGCUCCGGCAAGAAGCUAAACAGUGUUUCCAUGCGCUGCUCUGGUUCGCCAGAAGCAGCUUAGUCAUGCUGGCCACAUGACCCGGAAGCUGUCUGCGGACAAACACCGGCUCCAUCGGCCUAUAGAGAGAGAUGAGCAUGCAACCCCAGAGUCGUCCACGACUGGACCCUAAUGGUCAGGGGUACCUUUACCUUUACCUUUAGGUUUCUUCUAUGGGUAUUAAUACUGUGCCAAAGUAUAUAUAAAUGUAACCGGAAUACAGCUGUGCAAUUUAGUAUCUACUAUGGGGCUCAUCUUUCGGUGGGAUAGGACUUACCUUUCUUGGUGUAUUCCUGGAUGAGCUUGUUAGGAAUUUUGUAUUAUGGUUUUAAAUUUUCUGCUUUUCAACGUUGUCUGUAUUCUAUUUUGCAUAGUUCUGGGACUUUUUUUGGUAGAAAUCAACUAACAUAAUAAAUUGUAAUAAAAUAA
Messenger RNA from Podarcis raffonei (Aeolian wall lizard), 3371 nucleotides. RefSeq names its product prostaglandin reductase 2 (gene PTGR2). Gene Ontology annotation, molecular function: 15-oxoprostaglandin 13-reductase [NAD(P)+] activity. Gene Ontology annotation, biological process: prostaglandin metabolic process. The record is from RefSeq and is a predicted model, not a curated record. Lineage: Eukaryota; Metazoa; Chordata; Lepidosauria; Squamata; Lacertidae. The transcript is spliced from 10 exons. Bases 264 to 1307 code for a protein of 347 amino acids.